AUGGAUAAUCUAAGUUACAUAUUUAUUUUUGAUUUAAUAAUCAUUUUGUUUUCUUGCUUUCCAGAAAAUUUUACCCACGAUAAAAAUUUAAAAGAUGUUUUAAUUUGUCUAAGAUAUUCUAAUUUAAAUUUCGAAAAAUACACUUUACACUUUUUAACAAUUUACGGAAUACUUCCUAUUGUAUUGAUCUGUACGAUAUUAAUAUCCUUUAAAAUGUAUACGCAUGAUUUUGUUAAGCCUAUACAAAGAUCUUAUUUGUUAACUGUAUUUUUAUAUAUUUCUAGUUUAAUUAUUAAUCUUUGUGUGACUGAUUUUAUUUUGAAUAUGCAUGUAGCACUAACUUCUUUAGAUUUAGAUAUCGAUUCAGGUUAUUUUUAUAUUUUCAAAAUAUUUAACAGAUUAAUAUCUUUAACAAUCAAUGUUAUUAUUUUUAUUUUAACUUUUCUAUGUGCAGAAAUUAUUAUAGCUUUCCGCCUUAAUUCGAUACCUCUUAGAAAUUAUUACAUUCUAAAAAGGAAUAAUUACUGCCUCUUUUCUGUAAUAUUCUUUGUGGUUUUUUACACGUGUAUUUUCAUAAAAUUUAUAAUCCCAAUGUAUGGAUAUUUAAAAAGUAUGACUCUUAUUUUAAUUAUUCUAAAUACAUCUAUCUUUUCUGUGGCUAUAACAAAUAUGAUAUUUUUUUAUGUUUAUCUCGAUCAUGUAAAUUCAUAUAUCCUACAACACUCAAGAAUUUAUAGAAAUUUUGUGGAAUAA
This is a messenger RNA of Vairimorpha ceranae, 753 nucleotides long. RefSeq lists its product as hypothetical. The record is from RefSeq and is a predicted model, not a curated record. The transcript has a single exon. Bases 1 to 753 code for a protein of 250 amino acids. Lineage: Eukaryota; Fungi; Microsporidia; Nosematidae.